Molecule: messenger RNA, 2284 nt
Organism: Ichthyophthirius multifiliis
Lineage: Eukaryota; Ciliophora; Oligohymenophorea; Hymenostomatida
Exons: 2
Source: RefSeq, a predicted model, not a curated record
ACAAAAGUGAGCGUAAAUAAUUUUAGUAAAAUGAAUAAUAUAAAAUUAAGAAGAUUAUAAGAAAAUAAUGAUAAUAAAGAAAAUGGAGUUGAAAAUAAUAAUAUAGAUAUUGCUUAAUAAUAAUAAACAGCAAAUGUAGAUCCUGUAGCUGAAAAAGAACCAAUUAAAGAUGAUAUUUAAGAAAAAGAUAAAGGAUAAAACGACGAAACAGUGUCUAAAGAAGAAUAAAGACUUAAAGACGAAGAAGAAUAAAGACUUAAAGACGAAGAAGAAUAAAGACUCAAAGACGAAGAAGAAUAAAAACGCAAAGAUGAAGAAUAAAGACUUAAAGACGAAGAAGAAUAAAAACAUAAAGACGAAGAAGAAUAAAGACUUAAAGACGAAGAAGAAUAAAGACAUAAAGACGAAGAAGAAUAAAGACUUAAAGACGAAGAAGAAUAAAGACUUAAAGACGAAGAAGAAUAAAGACUUAAAGACGAAGAAGAAUAAAAACGUAAAGAUGAAGAAUAAAGACUUAAAGAAGAAGAAAGAAUAAAGACUUAAGGACGAAGAAGAAUAAAGACUUAAAGACGAAGAAUAAAAACUUAAAGACGAAGAAGAAUAAAAACGUAAAGAUGAAGAAUAAAGACUUAAAGACGAAGAAGAAUAAAAACUUAAAGAAGAAGAAGAAUAAAGACUUAAAGACGAAGAAGAAUAAAAACGUAAAGAUGAAGAAUAAAGACUUAAAGACGAAGAAGAAUAAAGACUUAAAGACGAAGAAGAAUAAAGACUUAAAGAUGAAGAAUAAAGACUUAAAGACGAAGAAGAAUAAAAACUUAAAGACGAAGAAGAAUAAAGACUUAAAGACGAAGAAGAAUAAAGACGUAAAGAUGAAGAAUAAAGACUUAAAGACGAAGAAGAAUAAAGACUUAAAGACGAAGAAGAAUAAAGACUUAAAGACGAAGAAGAAUAAAGACUUAAAGACGAAGAAGAAUAAAGACUUAAAGACGAAGAAGAAUAAAAACUUAAAGACGAAGAAUAAAGACUUAAAGACGAAGAAGAAUAAAGACGUAAAGAUGAAGAAGAAUAAAAACGUAAAGAUGAAGAAUAAAGACUUAAAGACGAAGAAGAAUAAAGACUUAAAGACGAAGAAGAAUAAAAACGUAAAGAUGAAGAAUAAAGACUUAAAGACGAAGAAGAAUAAAAACGUAAAGAUGAAGAAGAAUAAAAACGUAAAGAUGAAGAAUAAAAACAUAAAGAAGAAGAAGAAUAAAGACUUAAAGACGAAGAAGAAUAAAAACGUAAAGAUGAAGAAUAAAGACUUAAAGACGAAGAAGAAUAAAAACAUAAAGAAGAAGAAGAAUAAAGACUUAAAGACGAAGAAGAAUAAAAACGUAAAGAUGAAGAAUAAAGACUUAAAGACGAAGAAGAAUAAAGACUUAAAGACGAAGAAGAAUAAAAACGUAAAGAUGAAGAAUAAAGACUUAAAGACGAAGAAGAAUAAAAACGUAAAGAUGAAGAAGAAUAAAAACGUAAAGAUGAAGAAUAAAAACAUAAAGAAGAAGAAGAAUAAAGACUUAAAGACGAAGAAGAAUAAAAACGUAAAGAUGAAGAAUAAAGACUUAAAGACGAAGAAGAAUAAAAACAUAAAGAAGAAGAAGAAUAAAGACUUAAAGACGAAGAAGAAUAAAAACGUAAAGAUGAAGAAGAAUAAAAACGUAAAGACGAAGAAGAAUAAAAACAUAAAGAAGAAGAAGAAUAAAGACUUAAAGACGAAGAAGAAUAAAAACGUAAAGAUAAAGAAUAAAGACUUAAAGACGAAGAAGAAUAAAGACUUAAAGACGAAGAAGAAUAAAAACGUAAAGAUGAAGAAUAAAGACUUAAAGACGAAGAAGAAUAAAAACGUAAAGAUGAAGAAGAAUAAAAACGUAAAGAUGAAGAAUAAAGACUUAAAGACGAAGAAGAAUAAAAACAUAAAGAAGAAGAAGAAUAAAGACUUAAAGACGAAGAAGAAUAAAAACGUAAAGAUGAAGAAUAAAGACUUAAAGACGAAGAAGAAUAAAGACUUAAAGACGAAGAAGAAUAAAAACGUAAAGAUGAAGAAUAAAGACUUAAAGACGAAGAAGAAUAAAAACGUAAAGAUGAAGAAGAAUAAAAACGUAAAGAUGAAGAAUAAAAACAUAAAGAAGAAGAAGAAUAAAGACUUAAAGACGAAGAAGAAUAAAAACGUAAAGAUAGAAGAAUAAAGACUUAAAGACGAAGAAGAAUAAAAACAUAAAGAAGAAGAAGAAUAAAAACGUCUUGA